Messenger RNA from Sesamum indicum (sesame), 4804 nucleotides. The record is from RefSeq and is a predicted model, not a curated record. NCBI's taxonomy places the organism in Eukaryota, Viridiplantae, Streptophyta, Magnoliopsida, Lamiales, Pedaliaceae.
GCCAUUAGGCGCUUUCCAUUUUAAACAACGAAAGCUCAAACAGAGCAAGGAAAUUUCACGCACUCAAGAAUCAAAAUUUCAUCUUCAUCUUCACUCACACAAGUUCGAGAUUGUCUCUCUACCUCUCACCCGCACCUUCUCUCCACCAUACAUACAGAUCAAGUGUAUGCGCAGGUCUCUGAGGAAGCAAGCGGCGCUGUAGUACUGUUGUGACUUCGAUCUUAGCUUGAAUUGAAGCUUUCUCGGCGCAGUUCUGGGUUUUUUUGGAUGCUUUGAGUUGAUAAUUUGGUGGGUUUUUUGAGGGAGGUCUUGGUUGUGUGAGUUUCGUAGGUUCUUUAGUGGGUUCACUCUGGGGUGGGUGUGGGCUUUUUUAUGCAGAAUCUAGGGUUUUGCAUUUUGGGAUUUGAUUUGAGAAUGGGAAUUAGAGGGGAAUUGUGCUUGGUUUUGCAUGUGGGUCCUGAUUGAAGUGAAAAGUUUGGUGUUUUAGUUGUUUUUGCUAAUUCGACUUUGGGUAUAGUAUUUGUGUUUGGUUUCUAGGGUUUUCAGUGGAGUGUGUGUAUUAUGUAAAAGAACGAGAAGGAUUUAAGUAAUUAUACUGUUGUUUUGUAGGAGUAGAGUAAGUUGUUGGUUGGGGUUGGGAUUGCAAGAAGGGAAUUGGAAAAAUGUUUUAUUCUCAGUUCAUAUUGGCAAAAAAGGGGCCGCUUGGGACCAUUUGGAUAGCAGCUCAUUUGGAGCGGAAGCUUCGCAAGAAUCAGGUUGCUGAUACUGAUAUUGGAGUCUCCGUAGACUCAAUUCUUUCUCCCGAUGUGCCUAUUGCGCUUCGGUUGUCCAGCCAUCUUCUGGUUGGUGUGGUGAGAAUAUACUCCAGAAAGGUGAACUACCUCUUUGAUGAUUGUAGUGAGGCCUUGCUCAAAAUUAAGCAGGCUUUUCGCUCCGCUGCUGUGGAUCUACCUCCAGAAGAGUCAAAGGCACCAUAUCACUCCAUUACCUUGCCAGAAACGUUUGAUCUAGAUGAUUUUGAGCUGCCAGAUAAUGACAUUUUCCAGGGUAACUUUGUAGAUCAUCAUAUUAGUUCAAGAGAGCAAAUUACCCUUCAGGAUACCGUGGAAGGAGUCAGUUACUCUACGUCAAAGUUUGGCCUGGAUGAGAGAUUUGGCGAUGGUGAUGCCUCCGGUCUGGACCUUGAUGAGGAACUGUUUUUGGACAAGAUUGCCACUGCAGGACAUGCCGGUGAGAGCACAAUUAUUCAUUCUGAUCCUCAGGCCUCUAUCGAAUCAAUGACCCCUCUCAAGCAAGACCAACAUGCUGAAACUAGGACUGGCAACUCAGGAGCCAGGGUUGAUGAUGUUGAUGACCAUGCUGAUCUCAUGGACUAUGCACAGGCUCCAUGUACCCCUGGGCUGGUUGAAGAGCCCAACUUAUCCAAUGUCCAAGAGGUUUCUGCAUGUGAUGAUCCCCUGGAAUCAGAAUAUCAUUUAGUGGAAUCUACCAUGAUAGAAGAUGCUAAAAACAAUAUGUAUGAGGAUAAACAAGAGGUCAAUUGGUGUUCUCAUGAUAAUACAUAUUCUGGUGCAAUUCCUUUGGUGCUAGCUGAGGAAAAUGGGAACCAGGGAGGUGAUUUGGAUGUCAAACUUUCAAAGCCACAACAAAGAUCUUCUAUUGAAGCUAACAAGGAAUGUGCUUCAUUGGAUGAGUCAGGAUCAGGAUCUAAGCUCACGUCCGAUUUAUUAGGUCAAGUUGACCUUGUAAACCCACCUUCGGAAUUGGUUGAUAAAAUUAUCGAGGCAUCAGAUGCGCCGUGCCCGGAAGAUUUACAAAAUGGAGCCGCCAACAAAGAUAAAGACUCUUCUUUCGCUGUUGAGAAACCCUGUGAUGAUGAUCAAGAUCCCUAUGAUAUUUGCUUAGAGAAAAGCUCUUGUGAAAUUUCUGGUUUGACUGGCGCCUGCCACCAAGUUUCUGAAGGUGUCUCAGCAAAAGAUCAAGGAUCACCUGGGGUUGAAGCUCCUGGCUGUGUAGAAGUUGCAACUAAUCAGGAGAAAUCAUGUCCUGAUGUAUCAGAUUUAGCUUCUGAAAACCAAGAUGUAUCUUUGCGGCAGGAGCCUGAAACUCAGACCUGUCAUGAACCAACGGAUUCAAGCUCAUUGAACCUUGAUGUCCGUGAAAAAGUUGUGUCCAGUGAAACUAUGUUUGUGAGACCUUCUAACUCCGACAUUGAACAACCUGAUAUGAUGACCUCUUCAUGUGGCAUGUCGAGGGAUGCUGAUGUACAAUCUGAUGUUGCUGCUUUAGCAACUUCUGAGAGGGAGGAGAUGGUAAUGCUAGGUAAAGCUUCUGGCUUAACUGAUAAAUCAGAAGAAACGCUGAAGGAAAAUCACAUGCUAGAACGCUCAUCACAAGAAAACAUUCAUGGAGCUGCCAGUGAACUCGAUCACAGUCAAGUGCGUAAUGCAAAUUCACGUGAUGUGCUGAUGCAAAAUCAAAACAAUUCUGCAGAGGCUGAGCAGCCUGCUCCUGAAAAGCUGUUGUCAGUACCAGAAGGUGUUGUGGAUCUACAUAGAAACAUGCUAGUAGAAGGUAGCCCUGGAGAAUUGGUGGGGCUUGAUGAAGGUGAUGCUGGGAGCAAAAUUAUUUCAGGCAAGAAGCGUAGUUUUACUGAAAGUACACUGACAGAGCAGAGUCUGAAUUCAGUUGAAUCUUCAAGAUUGGUUCGUUUCAAAAGAACAGUUGAGUCCGUUCCUGAUGAUGAUGAUUUGUUGUCCUCCAUUUUAGUUGGAAGAUCUUCAGUUUUGAAAGUAAAGCCAACACCUCGUAUUUCUGAGGUGACAUCUACGAAACGUACUCGUUCUGCUCCCCGUAGUGGUGCUCCCAAAAGAAAAGUGCUUAUGGAUGAUACAAUGGUUUUGCAUGGCGACAUGAUUCGACAACAGCUGACAACCACCGAAGACAUACGUCGUGUAAGAAAGAAAGCUCCUUGUACACACACUGAAAUUGCAAUGAUUCAGAAACAAAUUUUGGAAGAUGAGAUUUUUCGUGAGCCUAUAUUUACUGGCAUGUCGAUGGAAUUGGCAUCUAUGCACACUCGAAUGCAUGAUUUGAGUGGAAUCACAGUCUCCAAGAAUGAUCCAGAUGGUGCUUCUCUUGAAAUUGUGGCUGAGCCAGAGCCACCUUCCAAAAAUGACAUUUCCCUUGAAACCACUGCUGUACCGAUUGUAACAUCUCAUGAUGUCAAAAAUGAUGAUUCUCUCGCAAGUGCAGCUGAGCCACAUUUAACUUCCCAAAAUGCUGAAAUUGGUGAGGUCCUGGAGACAGAACAUGUUAAAGAUUCCGAAAGGCGUAAUUUGACAGAACAAAGUGAAAUGAGGAUAUCCCCUGAACUUUUGUUAGACACAGAUAAUGAAAUGGCAGAGACUCGUGAGAAUCCUCUGAUGAGUAAUAUUCAGAUGGAGAACCUCGAUGCGAUGAAUAAAGAAAUUAAUAUCAGUGAAGAGCCUAAUAAACCUACUGCUGUUGCGGAGGCUGAUCUCUCACAGCAGCCUCUGCUGGAUGUAACUGGAGCAGAAACAAGUCGAAGAAAUGAUGAUGAUACAAUAAAUUCUGCUGGUAUUGUUGGAGUCAAGUCAUUGUCCUCCAAUGAAGACAAUUCAUCUUGUGUGGUCCAAACAAGUUUGAUAACUGAGACGAGUGAGACAAACAUUUCUAUCAAUGCUGACACGUCAGCUCUUCUUCUUGAUCAAAAGACGGAUGGGGACUCCAUUAAGUUGGAUUUGGCAGUGGUGGAUGUUGAUAAUGGACAAACCAUUAGUAGAGAUGAACUUACGGAGAAGGAUGGUGGUAUUAAUACUGCAGCUGAGGCUGAGCCGGUACAAAGGGAUGAUGUUGUAUCUGAGGUUCUCCGUGAUGGUGAUGCUUUUGAGCUGCUAUCAAAUGAUAAACAUGGAGAAUGGGAGCAUAAUGAAAUUUAUAGUAUUAUAUCGGGCGAACAAAUUGUGGCUUCUCCAUAUCCAGCACAAGUAGGUUUGCCAGAGGAGGGUUUCACUGACAAUGGUGAAAAUCCAGAACGUCCAGAAGCUUAUCAACGCUAUAUGAUGGAUGCAGAAAGUUCUGGUUUUGAUUUGCAUGAUCUAGAGGAACUAAAUCAUUCAACUGCUGGAAAUGACACAGAGUUCCUAAACGUUGAUGAUGACGAGCUAACUGAAAUGGCCGACGAUCAUAUUCCUGAUGACGCAGAGGCACGAUUCACUGAGAACACUGGGUGGUCUUCACGUACAAGGGCUGUUUCCAAGUACCUUCAGACCUUGUUUGUUAAGGAGGCUGAGCACGGAAGCAAAUCUCUCUCCAUGAACAACCUCUUAAGUGGUAAAUCACGCAAGGAAGCAUCGAGGAUGUUUUUUGAAGCACUGGUUCUCAAAACCAGAGAUUACGUUCACGUAGAGCAACAGAACCCCUUUGACGACAUUACCAUAAAACCUCGAACGAGGCUGAUGAAGUCCGACUUCUAAAUCCAUACAUCCAAUGUUGGGGAACACCUGAAAACUCAUGAAGGGCCGAUGUUUUUUUGCUAGAACGCCAACCGGGCCGUCUUAACCUGGGUUCAUUCUUUAUCAUAGGCGACUGAAUCAGGUAGUUUUUACUGGUAACUUGUGAACUAAGUAGAUCCGACGACAUCAUGGUACACAUUUGUAGCAUAAUACACAUGUUUGUAAUUCUAUGUAUAUAGUAUGUAAAAGUUAAAGUUUGAUUUAUCAGAUGGAAAUUCUAUGUAGUUCCCACUUUUUUUCUGGUUUAAUUUUUAUCAUAUUCGUUC